This is a messenger RNA of Eucalyptus grandis, 1914 nucleotides long. RefSeq lists its product as uncharacterized. The transcript has 5 exons. Bases 1 to 1914 code for a protein of 637 amino acids. Lineage: Eukaryota; Viridiplantae; Streptophyta; Magnoliopsida; Myrtales; Myrtaceae. The record is from RefSeq and is a predicted model, not a curated record.
AUGCAGAUGCUUGAGAUGAUGGGUGACAGACUAGACCAGCAGAUCGCCGCUUCAGCCGCCACUAUCGCCGCUGCCACCAAUGCUGCUGCCGCCGCUAAUGCCGCCGCAUCGGUUGCCAAGCCAGAAGAGGAACUUGAGGAAAUCCCACCUGAGGAUGUGGCUGCUGGGAGGCCUAGGCAAAAGCUAGUUCAACACUUUCUAAGGUUGAAUCCGCCAACGUUCACGGGAGCGGGAGAUCCCGAAGCUACAGCGUUAUGUGUUCAGGAACUAGAGAAUGCCUUUGAGCUGCUGAUGUGCACUGAAGCAGAGAAGGUCGUGCUGGCAGCCUAUCAGUUGAGGGAGACCGCAUCCACAUGGUGGAAGACUAAUAAAGGGAUAGUGUUCCCUGAGGGUGUAGCUCCAGAGUGGAAUGCGUUUCUUGAGGUCUUCAAUGAGAAGUACUUUUCUGAUUGUGCUAGAGAGUUGAAGAUGGUGGAGUUCCAGCGCCUUCGUCAAGGUACGAUGACAGUUGAUCAGUAUGAAGCGAAGUUCGCUGAGCUGUCACAGUAUGCCCCUGAGCUGGUUCAGAAACCGGCAGACCGAGCUCAAAGGUUUAGAGAUGGGCUCCGGUCAGAGGUGAGGAGCUUUGUAGUACCAUUAGAUUUGAAGGAGUACAAGGACCUUUAUAAGUGGGCCCAGCUGAUUGAGAAAGACCAGAAUGACAGAGCUGCCGCAUCUAGGUCGCGGUUUAAUUCGAACAUAGAAGCUGAAAGAUAUGUUAAGAUGGUAGGAUUAAUUCCUGAGUUGUUAGAGUCUGUAAUUAGCAUAUCUACGCCGUUGAAGGAUAAGGUGUUAGCUACAGUGGGUUGUCUUGGUUGCAAGUUAGUGAUUGGUGAGCGAGAAGGGAGGAUAGACUUGAUAGUCCUAGCCAUGUUUGAUUUUGAUAUGAUAAUUGGUAUGGACUGGCUUACCAAACAACGAGCUAAAAUGGACUGUUAUCGCAAGGCGAUUCAGUUUAACCAGUUAGGGGGUGAGAGCUUCGAAUUUAUUAGGAGUCAAGGAGGACCCUCGGUUUCCUUAAUCUCAUCGCUCGAAGCAACUCGCUUGCUAGGCAAGGGUUGCCAAGGUUACCUAGCGACUGUCGUAGACACGACAGUGGAGGAGUUAAAGAUUGAAGAUAUCGUAGUGGUACAAGAGUUCCCAAACGUGUUCCCGAAAGAGUUACUGGGUUUGCCGCUAGAGAGAGAGAUAGAGUUUGUGAUCGAAUUAGCCCCCGGGACAGAGCUGAUCUCUAAAGCUCCUUAUCGGAUGGCCUUAUCAGAUUUUAAGGAACUAAAGUUAAGGAUCAAGAAAAGGAUCAAGAAGGAAGACAUACCGAAGUCGGCGUUUCGCACCCGAUACGGCCAUUAUGAGUUUACUGUGAUGCCGUUUGGGUUGACAAACGCCCCAGCUGCUUUCAUCGAUCUGAUGAAUCGAGUGUUCAGAGAGUACUUAGAUCAGUUCGUAAUUGUUUUCAUCGACGACAUCCUGGUGUAUUCAAGGAGUACUGAGGAUCAUGAAAGGCACUUAAGGAUAGUGCUUCAGACUUUGAGAGAUCACGAGCUGUACGCCAAGUUUAGUUUGUCGUCGGCGUCGUUGUGCUCUUUGCCGGAGACUCAUCGGAAAGCGAUUCCGGUGCACAACUUCCCUGAUCCUGGGAGCCAUUGGGUCUACGAGAUGAUCAGGACUACCGUAUGGAUCCAGGAGACCGAAGAUGUUAGGGUACCCCAUAGGUAUAGGGCUUGGUUCCGUUUUGGGGCCAAUGGCUUUAGAAUUGGUCCACUUGACAGUUUUGAUAUUCCACUGGCCGUGAUGGAUGUUAUUCUGGGUGAAGGUGUAGCUGACCUUCCUGAUGGUAGAGUGGAUAACCCAUCACCUCCGGACCCAGUGCUGUAA